UUUGUAGGUAGAGAAAAUGCCUAUAUAAAGGACUAGCUCUAGUUAGGUUUCUUUCAUCCCUUGCCUUCCUUUGAGUAUUCAUAUCAUUCUCUGCUUCUUCUCUAACUUAUAAUUUCUCUUAAUGGAGCGUUCUACUCGUGUAUUCUCAACUACUGUUGUAGUUCUUAUGUUGCUUCUUCUCGCUACUGAGAUGGGGCCAAAUGUAGCUGAAGCGAGGCUUUGUGAGUCAGCCAGUCACAGGUUCAAGGGAAUAUGUGUAAGGAAGAGUAACUGUGGUGCUGUUUGCCAAACUGAAGGGUUCUCCGGUGGGAAAUGCAGAGGUCUUCGUGCUCGCUGCAUGUGCACUAAGCAUUGUCAUCAAGAAGAAGAAGCUGAAGUUAAAAACUAAACCCACAAAUCAAGAGGUGUCUAUGAUGUUAGAAUAAAAUGUUAAAAUGCAAUUAAAUUUGCAUUUUCUCUAGGAUUGUGCUUUUGUUGUUGUUGUGCCUGGCCUUUGCUUAAGAAUUCUCAUGCUGGUACUGUCAUGGAUUUGGAAGCUACCUUUGGGAUGUGUCUUUGUGUGAACUUAAUUUAUGUUUUUAGUGUGAUCUGAUGAACUAUUAAAAAGAUUGACCUUUAUGAUGUUGCA
Messenger RNA from Papaver somniferum (opium poppy), 628 nucleotides. RefSeq names its product defensin Ec-AMP-D2-like. The transcript is spliced from 2 exons. The coding region runs from base 122 to 388 and encodes 88 amino acids. Lineage: Eukaryota; Viridiplantae; Streptophyta; Magnoliopsida; Ranunculales; Papaveraceae. The record is from RefSeq and is a predicted model, not a curated record. Gene Ontology annotation, biological process: defense response.